This is a messenger RNA of Vanderwaltozyma polyspora DSM 70294, 1701 nucleotides long. It is a transcript of the gene TMA64, whose product is annotated as Tma64p. The transcript has a single exon. Lineage: Eukaryota; Fungi; Ascomycota; Saccharomycetes; Saccharomycetales; Saccharomycetaceae. Gene Ontology annotation, biological process: translational initiation; formation of translation preinitiation complex. Gene Ontology annotation, molecular function: translation initiation factor activity. Bases 1 to 1701 code for a protein of 566 amino acids. The record is from RefSeq and is a predicted model, not a curated record.
AUGUUUAAAAAGACUCCUCAUAUCAAAUCGUUAAGUAAUUUAAAGAAUUCUGAAAGAAAGAAAUUAUUACAAUCAUGUAAGGCACAAACAGGGUCUACUGAUUAUAAUUUCCCAACAUCUGUUAUUAAACAGACGAAUUUCAAUGCCCAAACAUCGGUCGGUGUGAUCUACACUGAUGAAGAAGGCUCUCCAUUAUGGUUUAAAGAGAAACAUAGCGAAUUACUGUUUCCUACAGUUUAUACUUGUUGGGAAGACCCAACUUUAUUACCAAUUGUCUUAACUCAUGAUAUUGUGAUCAAUGAACAUAUCUUUAAUGGUGCCAAUUUAAUGAUUUCAGGUACACUUCCACCUUUUGAUAGUCGUUUAGUACCUGCCACUAUUUGUGGGAUAGCUACUAGGAAUAAUCCAAAUACAAUUGUUGCAGUUGGUGUAGUCCAAUUGGAUAUGCCAAGUUAUAGUUCAGUUAUUGGCAAAACUGGUGUUGCUGUGAAUGUGUUACAUUACUGGGGGGAUGGUAUGUCCGUUGCUUUUAAGAUGAAAAGAGAUAUCCCAACUAUUGUUGGCGGGAAAGAUAAAUCUGUAGAUGCUACUGAGAACGAUCAAAGUCCAGUGAUAAUCACAGAAGAAGAAAAAACUGAAGAUGACUCCAUACCAGAAAUUUCCAGUAAUGAUGUUUCAGAAUUAGCUCAAGAGGAGAGUGCAUUAACCGUGGAAGAUAUAGACCAUUUUAUCACUAGAUCAUUAUAUUACACAUUGACAAAUGAUUUAAAGUUAGCAUUUCCUAUACCUUCAUCAAGUUUUAUCUCCAAUCACAUAAUGCGUAACUUACCACCAGUAGAUCAUAAUUUGGUGAAUAUUAAGAAGACAUCAUGGAAGAAAUCAAGUAAAUUCUUAAAACAUUUUGAGAAAGAGGGAUUCAUCAAGUUGAAAGGUAAAGGAGAAGAUCUAACGAUUGUUGGAAGCAAUAAAGAGAAAGAAGAAUUGAAAAAAUUUGAACCAUAUAGAAUCAGCAAUUCUUCUUCAAACAGCGGUAAAAAAAUCAACUCUAAUAGACAAGAAUCAGAAAAUAUGAUGUAUUCAUUAGUAUUCUAUUCUCCAAAGGGUUCAGCAAAACAAUUUAUGACGUUGACCGAACUACCGUACAAAAAUUGGUAUACUGCCAUCGAGUUAAAGAAUGCAGUAACCGAAUACAUCAAAAAAAAGGAAUUGGUUGACAAGAAAAAUCCAAAGAUGGCGAACCUUGACGAUAGACUAUAUGAUAUGUGCUAUACCAAGAAGAGCACAAACCCACCACGCCAUAUUACCAGAGCUGCAGUUAUUGAAUCUUUCACCACAAAUAAUUUCACAGAAUUAUACCAAUUAUUCAAAAAUGACGACACACCAUUAACCAAGAACCCAGUGAGAGGUAGUCCACCAAGAAUCAAGAUAGUCACUGAAAUGAAGAUAGGGAGAAAGAUAGUAACCCGUGUGUCUAAUUUUGAAAGUUUUGGAAUAGAUGCUGACGCUUUGGCAGGAGAUCUAAGACGUUUAUGUAGUGGUUCCACAACUAUCGGAGAAACAACAACGUCACCAAAGACAACGGAAGUACAAGUACAAGGACCACAUAGCAAAAUAAUAAUCGAUCAUUUGAACUCACUUUCAAUCCCAACGAAAUGGAUAGAUUUUGAAAAUAAAUUGAAACCUAAAAAAAUACGUAAUUGA